Messenger RNA from Myxozyma melibiosi, 2607 nucleotides. RefSeq names its product fungal-specific transcription factor domain-containing protein. Gene Ontology annotation, molecular function: zinc ion binding; DNA-binding transcription factor activity, RNA polymerase II-specific; DNA binding. The record is from RefSeq and is a predicted model, not a curated record. Lineage: Eukaryota; Fungi; Ascomycota; Lipomycetes; Lipomycetales; Lipomycetaceae. Bases 94 to 2451 code for a protein of 785 amino acids. Gene Ontology annotation, cellular component: nucleus. The transcript has 4 exons. Gene Ontology annotation, biological process: DNA-templated transcription; regulation of DNA-templated transcription.
CUUUCUGAUCUGUUUUUGAUCUUUUUUUUGUUUCUGGUUUUGUUUGUUUAUCUGAUACUCGAAAGAGCAGUUCUAACAGCAUAAGACAAGAUAAUGGACCGCCAUGACCGCAAGCGUAGAAUGGUUUCUGUCGAGGAGCCUGCUUCGGACGAUCCGGCCUCUCGCCUUUCACUAUCCUGCAAUGCUUGCAAAGACCGAAAAGUAAAGUGCAACAGAACGCAUCCCGUUUGCGGACUAUGUCAGAGAAACGGCCUCGAAUGUCUCUACGUCGAGAAACGCAAACCAGGACUCAAACCGGGGUUCAGCAAAGACCUAGUUGAGCGUGUUGAUAAACUUGAGGAGGCCUUUGUUUCGAAUCUAGAGAUCCUGCGCGAGGUUAGGAAGAUCGAGUCGGUAGUCGCCGAGUCAGCUGCGAACCUCCGCAAUCUUGAAGCUGCUAUCGCCCCGUCUUUCGUGCAGCCAGAGGUGCUGCCUACUCAGCACCAGCAGCAGCAGCAGCAACAGAAGCAGAAUGACCUGCCUCCCUACGACGUCCUCCUCAGACUCGUCAAACUAUACAUCGACAACAUAAACUCCUGGUUUUGCAUCUUUGAUCCCCACGAGAUACUCUCUCGCGUGUUUGACAGCUCCGGUCUGCUCAACUCUGACGAUAUUAUCAUCCCGGCAAUUGUCGCCGCGACCUUACGCUUCCUACCUGCAGACGAAAUGUGUGACGCCGACAAAGACCACUUCCACACUGCCGCCUCGCAAAAGAUCAUGCUGCAGGCCCUCGAAAUCCCAACUCUCGAGUCCUUAGAAGCAAUGGUUAUCCUUGCUGUUGAUGUGGUUGGAACUUCAAAUGGUCCGAAAUGCUGGCCUAUCCUGGCAAUGAUCUGCUCGAUUGCGCUCAAACUAGGCCUCAAUCGCGACCGCCCGGCGCCUCUUUCGUCCGGCACGCUUACUCCCCAGAAUGGUGCCCAGGAGGGGAUCAACACAGCUGGAGUGCCAAUUAUUCCUGAGAGUGCAGAUGCGAUAGUAGAAGAGCGGCGACGGCGGCUGUUUUGGGGGAUUUAUCUUUUAGACCGGUACUCUGCUAUUGGAAGCUCGUUUAUGUUUGAUAUACCGUCGUCUGAAGUCCAGCGACGACUGCCGUUCCUGUCCUACAGUCCACAACAGAGCAGCAAUUUAUAUUCUUCAGAAUUUCCAUGGCUAUCAAAUAGCCACCCACCCAAAUCCAACGCGAGCACCUCAUCUACCUCCGCCAACCCCUCAAGCACCACCGACAUCCCUUCGCCGUCAUCCUCCUCGACCCCAGUCUACCUCGAACCCUUCGCCUACCAACUCGACCUUCUUGGUAUCCUCUCUGCGAUUCACGAAUUCCUCCGUCGGCAGGUGAAUAUCAACUCAAAAACCGACAGCGAGCGGUGGCAGAUCCAGUACCGGAAGUUUGUUCUUUUGCUGGAUGAGUGGAGACUUCGUCUGCCGUCUGAGUUUGCGACUACGGAGAAGGUUAUUGAGAGGUUUAGGAGUGAUGAGGAGGAUAAGCUUGAUCCGAUUUGGAUCCAUCUUCAUUCUCUUUACCAUACCACUGUUAUCCGCAUCAACUCAUCAGCAGGCUACCCUUACCGACAAUCCGCCAACUUCCAAGCCAACUCCGAAGCCCGCGCCCGCUCUCUUGCCUCUGUAUCCCAGAUCGUGAGUCUAGCAGAAUACCUCUCGACGAAGCCAUCGCGGUUCUACAAAAGCAUAGGACCGCACUACGCAUUCACACUCUGGGUUGCCGCGCGACUAUCGAUUGUGCACAGUUUUGUGACGAAGAAGAUGUUGUCGGACGAUAUCGCGACGCUGGUGAAGACGUUGGCGGGGAUUGGCGAGUAUUGGCAGGUUGCGAAACGGUACUCUGAUUUAUUGCUGUUUGUGAUUGAGGAGGGGUGGUUGAAUAAGAUGAGGGGGCAGUCGUCGGUAAAGUCAGAAAAGAGUCAGAAGGCGGAGGGGGAAGAAGAGGAGGAGGAUGAGAAGGAGAAAGCGCGGAUGGAGAGCGCAAAGAUUCUGUCAGACAUGCGUCGGAAUGCUUCUGAUCUCGAUUUCUUACUCUCGAGCAGAACUAAAAAUUCUAGCUCGAAGAAGAAUUCGGCGAAUAUUCUGUUUUAUUAUGGCGGUGUGAAUUCAGAGACUCCAGCCAGAAUGCCAUCUCCUCCGCCUGCGCCUACGUCAGAGACAGAAACAACCUCAGAGCUACCUGACCUCGGAUUAGAAGACGUAUUUGCAACCUCUCUCGACUCUUUCUCCGAAUUCAGCCCGACGCAUCAACUCGACAUGGCAAAUAUCUUUGAAUGGUUUAAUUGGCCUAAAUCGUCUGAUGCAGUGCUUGCGGAAGGAAAUGCGGACGGAAAUAGUGAGGGGCAGAAUGGGGAUUUGGGAGCGUUGGUGGCGGCGGCGGGGUUGGGUGGGGAGUUUGCAUGGAGUAGGUGAUGUCUAUGAUUAUGUAUAAGAGACGGAUGCAUUUGAAUUGAGCUGUUGUGGAAAUGCCCUACAAAUAUAAAUUCCAAAAGGAGUAAUUCGGUCGAGCGACAGCCUUUCGACAUGUAGUAGGUUCCUGUAAUUUCACAGUAUAAACCAGCUUCUCUC